Molecule: messenger RNA, 2727 nt
Organism: Triplophysa dalaica
Lineage: Eukaryota; Metazoa; Chordata; Actinopteri; Cypriniformes; Nemacheilidae
Gene: ilvbl
Product: ilvB (bacterial acetolactate synthase)-like
Exons: 15
Coding region: 270-2135 (621 amino acids)
Biological process (GO): L-valine biosynthetic process
Cellular component (GO): acetolactate synthase complex
Molecular function (GO): acetolactate synthase activity; thiamine pyrophosphate binding; flavin adenine dinucleotide binding
Source: RefSeq, a predicted model, not a curated record
UCACUCCGUCCAUUCACGACUUUCUGUUAUUGACCCCGUCAACACUAGUAGGAGAACAUUCAUCGCCCUUUCAUCGAGCAGCAGCAGGAGGUAUAUUAUUAUCUAACGUUAAACUUAAUGUAUCAAGAUCACACAUGACUGCGUGUUGAAUCAACGCAAAAAUAACCCGUAAAUGCGCGGAGAAAGUCAACUUUAAAUCCCACGUCAUCGCGAGGGGUUUAUUGCUUUGUUUUCCUGCUUUCGGACUUUAGGUCAUAGCGACCGCAGCGAUGGACAUUUGUGUGGUUUUGGGCUCCAUUGGUGCUGCUGCGCUUGGGGGUCUGGUCCUUGCAGCAUAUCAAUUUGGUUUACUUUAUCAGCUGUUUCAUAAGACAGAAAGUAAGAGUCCUCGGCAUGGAGGAGAGAGCGUGGCGGAGGUCCUGCGGGCUCACGGGGUCAAAUUCGUCUUUACGUUGGUGGGAGGACACAUCUCGCCCAUACUGGUGGCCUGUGAGAAACUGGGCAUCCGCAUCGUCGACACACGGCACGAGGCCACGGCUGUGUUUGCAGCCGACGCCGUGGCGAGACUUUCUGGCACAGUUGGUGUGGCUGCAGUCACAGCAGGACCUGGACUCACCAACACUGUCACUGCGGUGAAGAACGCUCAGAUGGCCGAAUCUCCUCUGCUUCUUAUCGGUGGUGCAGCUGCUACUCUACUGCAGGGUAGAGGAGCCCUGCAGGAUAUUGACCAGAUGUCUCUCUUCAAACCUCUCUGUAAGUUCUGUGCUUCAGUGAGAACAGUGCGAGAAAUCGUUCCUACUGUAAGAAAAGCAUUGGCCAUCGCACAGUCUGGCACACCAGGCCCAGUGUUUAUCGAGUUUCCCAUAGACACGCUUUACCCUUUCCAUGUGGUGGAAAAAGAGUUUGCCCCUAAAAACACUCCCAAAGGUCUGAUGGGCAAAGUCAUUGCAUGGUAUCUUAAAAAUCACUUAUCUAAUUUAUUUGCUGGUGCUUGGGAAAACCGUGAUCUCUCCCCACUUCCCGUUAACAUCCCUCAGGCCACAGAGGAUGAGAUUCAAAGAUGCGUGGAACUAGUGAGCAGAGCCAAGAAACCCGUCAUACUGUUGGGCAGCCAAGCAACCUUGCCACCUACAACUGCAGAUGAUGUCAGAAAGGCCCUAGAAUCUUUAGGCAUUCCUUGCUUUCUGGGUGGGAUGUCUCGGGGCAUGCUGGGAAAGAACAGUCCACUGCACAUCAGACAGAACAGGAGGGAUGCUUUGAAGGAUGCUGAUCUUGUGCUGCUGGCAGGCACAGUGUGUGACUUCAGAUUGGGUUAUGGAAAGGUACUGAACCGACGGAGUAAAAUCAUUGCAGUAAACAGAGACAGAAGUCAGCUAUUGAAGAACUCAGACAUGUUCUGGAAACCAACAGUGGCCAUUCAAGGCGAUGCUGGCUCUUUCCUCCUGCGUCUCUCUAAAGCCCUCAAGGGACACAGAUGCCCAGAGGAAUGGCCUCAAAGUCUGAAAGAAGGAGAUAAUGUCAAAGAGAAAACUAACAGAGCCAAAGCAGAUGAGAAGACAGAGCUGCAUCUGAAUCCUCUGAAUGUUCUGCACCGGGUGGAUGAGCUGUUGAAUGAGGACAGCCUCAUAGUGGCUGACGGAGGAGAUUUUGUCGGCAGUGCUGCUUAUAUCAUGAGGCCGCGGGGCCCGCUGUGCUGGCUCGACCCAGGAGCUUUUGGGACUCUGGGUGUUGGAGGAGGGUUUGCUCUGGGGGCCAAGCUUUGUCGACCUGACUCUGAGGUAUGGAUCGUUUACGGUGAUGGUUCCCUCGGAUACAGUGUAGCUGAAUUUGAUACCUUUACACGCCACAAGACACCCGUGAUCGCUCUGGUGGGAAAUGAUGCCUGCUGGAGUCAGAUCUCCAGAGAACAAGUGCCUAUGCUCGGGAGCAAUGUAGCCUGUGGUCUUGCCUUCACAGAUUAUCACAUUGUAGCUGAUGGUUAUGGGGGCAAGGGAUACCUGGUUGGGCGACAGGAUGAGUCACAGCUUGAUGACAUCUUUAAAAAGGCACAGAAUGAGUGCAGAGAGGGAAAAGCCAUUCUGCUAAACGUUCUGAUUGGGAAAACCAACUUCAGGGAGGGCUCUAUCUCCGUCUAAACAGAGACACUGUGCACGAUCCUGCCUAGAAACCCAAAGUUCUGUUUUCUGUUUCAGUUUUACAUUUAAAUUUUAUGGUUUAAUUUAAAAGCCUAAUUAUUUUAAAUGCGGUCAACAUGUUAGUAGACUGACUUGUUUACAAAAAAGAGCAAUUCAGUUAUUGGAAUGGAACAUAGUAUCAACUGCGUGCAACAACAUACCAGAUUGCAGUGGUGUUGUGACUAGAACAGUUUUUAAAGUUAAAUUGGGUGAACCUCAAAACGGUCAUGUUGUGGUCAUAUUUCACCUCAAACCACCAGAAGUUAGACAAUAUUUCGCUCAAAGAGAACAGUUUUUUUAUCCGUUUUUUACAUUUUGACAUUUUAUAAUUAAGCAAACACAUUUCCCCAAUGUCUCAAUGUUGUAUUGGGGAAAAUAUUGUUUUUUUUUAUAUUUAAUUUGACAAGGACUUUUACAAGUACCAUGUGGUAGUAUUUGUUGUACUGCCUUUAAUUUAUGCUUAUUUUAAUAAUUUUAAGUACUGUACUACAGUAUAAGAAUAGAAUAAGGAUAACCAUUGAAAGCUCCUUUACAGGAAUCAUAAGAAUGAUUU